AUGAGCUCUGUUGACUCAAAUCCCAAUUUUAGUCUGACCGAUCUGAUCGACAGAGAUUUACGAUUCCACAAGCUGAAAGAGAAGCUAUCGGAGCACAACCAGAACUCAAAAGAAUACCUCACAGCUUUGUACAAUGCGAUGCCCUUAAGUGGCCAUGUCGAUUACCCCGUGUUUUUGGAGCAACAGGCUGUUCCAGUUCCCGGAUCGAGACGGCCCGGAUAUAGUCCCACCUAUAGGAACGCGCUGAGUCCCGACCACUUGGUCUCGUCUAUCAGCCCACGAUUAGCAACCUUCUUUGAUAUAUUUAACUUUACGACAGAGCGGUGUCCGGAGAACGAUUGUCUCGGCGCAAGGGUCAAACUUGAUGAGACUGCAAAGUGGGGCUCAAAGUAUGUGUUCGAAACGUAUAGCGCAAUACAGGAGCGCAGUCGUAAUCUGGGUAGCGGUAUCAUGACCCUUGUCAAUUUCAAGCGCAAGCAAGCAGCCAAUUGCAAUGAUUUCAUUGUAAGUUUACUCUCUACAAAUCGUAAAGAGUGGAUCAUUUCAGAUUUGGCAUGCCAAGCAUAUUCGCUGCCUAACACUGCUCUUUACGAGACUUUAGGGCCAGAUACAUCGCAAUACAUCCUGAAUAUUACCAACUCCCCUGUUCUUAUUUUAUCCAAGAGCAAUUUGUACAAGGUACUGGCGAUUCUUUCCAACCUCAAUGACUUGAGUACGCUUAUUUGCAUGGAUGAUUUGAGCUCGGAUGAACUUGCUCAUCUAAAUGGGCCAUUGCUAGCGGGAUCAAUAAAUCAGCGGGGAGAGCGCGUAUCGGUUUUGACCUUCAAACAAGUAGAGGAGAUUGGCUUCGACAACCAAGUGCCAAUCAUUCCACCGACUGCCGACUCUCUGUACACUAUAUCCUUCACAUCCGGUACUACUGGUACUCCUAAAGGAGUUUUGCUAAACCAGAGUCAUCUUAUGGCUGGAGUCACAUUUUUACUGUCCAAUAUCGGAAUUCCGCCUACUAAGAAUGGGAAACAGCCAUACGAUAUGUGUUUCUUGCCACUCGCACAUAUUUUUGAACGCAUGAUUGCUGCUUAUGAAUUAGCGGUAGGUGCGGCUCUUGGGUUUUUGCACGUAGCGGACCCCGCUGUUCUAAUCGAAGAUUUGAGGGUAUUGAAGCCUGACUUUUUUUGUGUGGUACCGCGCGUACUCACGAAACUCGAAGCAGGUAUAAAAAAUGCUGUUCAAGGUGCCACAGUGCCGAAUUUUACAAAGCUAGUUGCACGAAAGGUUCUUGACAAAAGGCUUGUGACCAUUCAGAGUCGUGAGGGCCCGGACAAUUCAAUUUUGAAUCACUUGGUUUAUCGCAAAAUCCUCAUCGACAAGAUCCGAGCUUCCGUUGGCCUCAGUGAGGCCUCCUUCAUUGUCAUUGGAUCUGCUCCCAUAUCUAGCGACACACUCAUGUUCAUGAAAAGUGCCCUAGAUUGUGGGGUGAGACAGGGUUAUGGGUUGACCGAGACGUUCGCAGGUGUUUGUCUUUCUGAACCACAUGAGCGGGACUCGGGAACAUGUGGUGCAAUCGCCAUUACUACAGAAUGUAGACUGAGGUCAGUGCCUGAGAUGGGGUACGAUGCCGAACAUGACUUGAGAGGCGAGGUACAAGUUCGCGGGUCCCAGGUUUUUGCAGGGUAUUUCAAAAAUCCCGACACAACUAAAGAAGUUUUGGACGGUGAAGGUUGGUUCUCAACGGGGGACAUCGGAUAUAUCGACUCAAGGGGCCGCUUGAGUAUUAUUGACAGAGUGAAAAACUUCUUCAAGCUUGCUCAAGGCGAAUACAUUGCUCCCGAGAAAAUUGAGAACAUAUACAUAUCGUCAUGUCCCUACCUUACCCAGAUAUGUGUUUAUGGAGACCCAUUGAAAACGUUUCUAGUAGCAAUUGUGGGUUUGGAUCUGGAGGCGAUAACAUCAUUCCUUCACCAGGCGGUUCCAGGUUUGAGAAUAUUUCAUGGCGAAAAUCUUAUAAAUGCAUUAAAUGACAAACCUGAGUACAGAAAGGAGCUUUUGAAAAUGAUGAACAGUUUCGUUCGCGGUCUUCAAGGAUUUGAAAGGGUCAACAAUAUCUACGUAGGUGUUGAGCCACUUAAAGUCAGUGAUGACACGAUCACACCCACGUUAAAGGUCAAGAGGGCGAAGGCUACAAAAAAAUAUGAGAACGUUUUGAAGGCUCUAUACGAAGAAGGAUCUCUCAUCAAAGCAGAAAAGUUGUGA
Molecule: messenger RNA, 2253 nt
Organism: Lachancea dasiensis
Lineage: Eukaryota; Fungi; Ascomycota; Saccharomycetes; Saccharomycetales; Saccharomycetaceae
Source: the annotation of a GenBank genome assembly